Drosophila willistoni is the source of this 1093-nucleotide messenger RNA. RefSeq names its product trypsin-1-like. The record is from RefSeq and is a predicted model, not a curated record. NCBI's taxonomy places the organism in Eukaryota, Metazoa, Arthropoda, Insecta, Diptera, Drosophilidae. Bases 68 to 1078 code for a protein of 336 amino acids. The transcript has 3 exons. Gene Ontology annotation, molecular function: serine-type endopeptidase activity. Gene Ontology annotation, biological process: proteolysis.
CUUAGAUUUGCUAAUCAAUCACUAAUUUUCGACACGAUAACAUCAAAUAUAUAAUGUUCAAGCGAGAAUGUAUUUAUCCAAAUUUUUCGUAAGCUUUAUUUUGCUAUUGCAAUUGAGUAUCAAUUCGAUUGCUGUCCAAUGGAACAAUGAAAAUAAUGACUUUAAAAAUAAAACGGAAUUGUCUUUGGUGGAACUGAAACCCUUUAAAAGCACAUCUUUGACGAGCUACAAAACAUUAGAUCGAAGGCAAGGCAAACGAAAUGCCACAGAGGAUGAUGAUUUUGAAUUUCUUAUCUCUGGUGGCUAUAGGCCAGAAAGUAAUCCUUUGAGUAAAUUCCUGGUAUCCAUUCGCACGACAAAGGAACAGAUGUCAUUUGGUGAUAAUCAUUAUUGCGGUGGUUCCAUUAUCUCAAGAAAGGCCAUACUAACAGUGGCCCAUUGUAUUGUUUUUCCAAGUGGCAAAGUACGAAAUCCCGAAUCAAUACUAAUUGUGGCCGGAACGCCACGUCGUCUCUUGCGCACUGAGAAUACUCAGGUUAUGGCUGUGGACGAGGUUAUACCACAUCCAGAUUUCAGCCAAAUAAAUAAUAUACUUAAAAAUGAUGUUGGUAUUAUGAAGCUAAAGCAUAAACUAAAACUUGACGAGGAAUUUGUGGACAUUGUACCAUUGGCAGAUACAGAACCAAAAACUGGUACGAAAUGCACUGUUCUUGGUUGGGGGGACGUUUUUCGCAAAGGUCCUAUGCCCGAUGAAGUUCUUAAUGGCGAUGUUAAUAUUUUAGCUGAAUGGGAAUGCAAAUACCAAGGGAUUUCAAAAGGUGGCAUAUGCGCGGGAAAUCGCGAUUCAGAGACAGAUUCGCGUGAAGGCGAUUCAGGAGGACCAAUGAUCUGUAAUAACAAACAAGUAGGCAUUGUGUCUGGAGGAGGAGAAUCCAAAUCCUACGAUCCUUCCAUUUAUUCAGACGUCUAUUAUUAUCGCAAAUGGAUUGCCCAGAAUGGGGCGAACUAUAUCAGCCGAUCGAUCUAUAAGCUAAUGCUGUUGCUUUUGGCAAUUAUUAAGCUGGCAAUAAAUACAUAGUUAAAGCUUUAAAAA